UAGAAAAAUUUGAAAUUGAAGAGAAAAAGAUCUGGAAAAAGGAUGGGUCAUCUGUGUUUGGGCCAUACAAGUUGCCAAUUGUGACCGGGCUAUUAUUAAUGGAGAUGUUUAUAAUAAUGAAUCGUCCUUCAGGGUCUGUAAUAGUGGUGUUAUGAACAAAAGAGAUUUUUUUAUUUAUUAGAAUGCAUACUCCUCUUUGUUUUGUGUUGUAGUGAGCCGAAAAUAAAUGACUGUAAUUUGAUGAUUUAAUUUUGUUAUAAUCUGAUGCUGAUAGAUGUGUUUCUUGCAGGAGACAUAUGUCGGCUUGUAAUUUAUUUAAAUGAUUAAAAACUUUGACCUUCUUUGUCUGAGAACCAAAUCCACGAACGUUCCAGGUUACAAAAGUGAUAGAUGACAUGUUUUAGUGAUUAUGGCAGUUAUUGACUCAGGAAUGAAAGUGACGUGUUCAGAAAAGCCAGGGAGUAAUGUCCUUAUCACGAUAUAGUUGUCCAUCUAUGUAUAAUUUGUCCACUGUAAUGACUGCCUUUUUUCCUUCAUUUAUUUUUUGUUUUCGGAUUGGGAAGAGUUGUUUCCGGCGUUCGAGAAUGACCUUUGGAUAUUGAUCAUUGAGUCCAUAGUUUGUGCCUUUGAGUUGUUUGCCUUGCCUCUGAACCAGUUCUUUGUGUUUAUAGUGUUCGAAUUUUGCGAUGAUCGCUCGUGGUCGGUUGUUGUUGUUUUUUGAUCUAAUACGGUGAACUCGGUGAAAGGUGAUGCUCUGUACUGUUUCCGCCGGUAAUUUGAGUUGUUUUAUUAUGAAAUCCUUGACUGAUUUUUCGGGGUCGUCUGGAGUUUGUUCCGGGAUGCCUGUAAAAACUAAAUUGUCCCUCAUGCUGCGCGAUUGCAAGUCCACACGCAGCAGAGUGUGUUGAAGUGCGCGUCGAUAUAUUCUUCGAGCUGAUCCAGGUUGUAUAAUAUUAUAAUCCGGAUUUGAAACCGAAAGAAAAAAAAAAAAAAAGAAAAAAAAAUGAGAGAAAAAUGGAAGGGGGAAAAAACGAGAGAGAGAAAAACAAAAAACAACAAAACAAAAUGUUGUAGGUAUGUUUUUAGAUAUUUCAGCUGGAGUUGUUUACAAUCUAGCAGACUAGGGCCGCUAUCUUACACGUGAUCUACACGUCAGAGGAAGAAACCUUAAGAGGAACCAGACUCAAAAGGGAACCGAAACCAGAGACUGAGACUAUAAAUGAUCAUAAAAACAACAGAGAAUGACAGCAAGGCAAGUUGUGUCACUCUUUUAAGACAAUUAACCAAGCCUCAUCUCAGGAAAGGAAAAAAAUGGAAAUCAACAUAUCCACAGAUACUCCAUACGGGUAUGAUUAUACAGAGUAUUUUGACUAUUCAUUUAACAGUGGAUCUGAGGCUGUACAUAGACACAUCGCAAUUCCCAUAAUCCUCAGCACUGUGAUCCUGAUCAGUCUCAAUGGGAACCACCUGGUGGUUGUGAUCGGUGCAAUUUACAUUCAUCUUAAAUCGCUGACCAACUUCUUCAUACCCAACAUAGCUCUGUCAGACUUGGACUCUCUUGGACCGCCAUUCUGGGGAUGGGCUUUUGGAGCUGCACCAUGUAAAGUUUUCAUCUUCCUUUUAAAUGCUGGAUUUUACAGCAGCAUCAUGAUCCUAAUGUUGAUGAGCGUUGAGCGCUACAUGGCCAUCGUGCAGCCUCUGUUAGGUUGGAUGAAAGGAUGUGGCUUCACACUCGUUCCAAUCAUUGCAUGCACGUUGAGCUUCUUUGCAGCAAUAGUGCACAGCACCAAGUCUGACACAGAAGGCUCUGGUUUUUAUGUAUCCAUGGCUAACGACAUGAACAAUGCAAUUCAGAUCAUUCUCAGCACCGUGAUCCUGGUCGGUCUCAUUGGAAACCUCCUGGUUGUUGUGAUCGGUGUAUUCUUUAUGAGGCUUCGAUCACUGACUGCUAUCUUUAUACUCAACUUGGCUCUGUCAGACCUGCUGUCUACUGUCUCACUGAUGUUCUGGUUCUACAACAAUGCCUGGGAUUACAGAGUCUCCAUGUGCAAAGACGCCAGCUUCGCUCGCCCGGUCGGAUUUUACAGCAGCGUCCUGUUCCUGGUGCUGAUGAGCGUUCAGCGUUACAUGACCGUUGUGCAUCCUGUGUCAGUCUGGAAGAAAGGAGGUUGUGUCGCAAUCAUUACGUGGAUGGUGAGCUUCUAUGCAGCAUCACCUAACUUGGUGCUAGUAAUAGUGCAACUUCACUCAAAUGGCUGCAUGUACAUAGGUGUUCUGGUUCUUAUUAUAUUUGGACAGAAUAUUGGUUUUGUGUUUGCUUUUUUGUUCAUGGCUUUUUGCUACAUCAAGAUUCUGCGAACCAUCUUCAAGUCACCGACAAACCAGAACCACGGACACAGAGCUACUGGACUUGCCUUCUUUCUGGUGGUUACGUUCUUUAUUUGUUGGGCUCCUUAUAACAUAAUGAGUUUCAUGCACACAGUUCGUUAUUUCAGUUCUUUUAACUUAGAACAUUUUCAUUAUGCCUUCGACAUCUGUCGUCUCCUGGCUUUCAGCCACUGCUGCUUCAAUCCAGUGAUCUAUGGUUUAUUUGGUCUAAAAUUCCGUGAGACAGCGAGACAGAAUUUGCAAAGACAAGCUACUUUGAAUUCUGUAGAAACAGGAACAGGGACUGAAUUAUGACAGUUUCUGAUCAUAGGAAAACUACAUGACAUAACACAGUAGUAGCUCUAUGUGGAUGCAAAAGUAUCUACUGCUUCUUAUGAAAUGAAAUAAAAUCCUAAUAAUUUUGCUUCUUUUAACAAAUAUGUGAAGAAAGUGUAGAAAAAUAAAGAGCGUAAAUAAAGCA
Messenger RNA from Tachysurus vachellii, 2848 nucleotides. Its product is annotated as C-C chemokine receptor type 5-like. The record is from RefSeq and is a predicted model, not a curated record. Gene Ontology annotation, molecular function: G protein-coupled receptor activity. Bases 1312 to 2682 code for a protein of 456 amino acids. Lineage: Eukaryota; Metazoa; Chordata; Actinopteri; Siluriformes; Bagridae. Gene Ontology annotation, biological process: immune response; G protein-coupled receptor signaling pathway. Gene Ontology annotation, cellular component: membrane. The transcript has 4 exons.